GGGAGCCGAGAGGGCACUCGGAGGCGAGGUACUGGGCAGUGAGAGCCGCUGGGAGGGUCGAAGUCAUGAUCCCCCCACAGGAGGCGUCCGCCCGGCGGCGGGAGAUCGAGGACAAGCUGAAGCAGGAGGAGGAGACGCUGUCCUUCAUCCGAGACAGCCUGGAGAAGAGCGACCAGCUUACCAAGAACAUGGUGUCUAUCCUGUCAUCCUUUGAGAGUCGCCUUAUGAAGCUGGAGAACUCCAUCAUCCCUGUGCACAAACAGACGGAGAACCUGCAGCGGCUGCAGGAGAAUGUUGAGAAGACUCUGUCCUGUCUGGACCACGUUAUCAGCUACUACCAUGUGGCCAGUGACACUGAGAAGAUCAUCAGGGAGGGCCCCACAGGUAGGCUGGAAGAGUACCUGGGCAGCAUGGCCAAGAUUCAGAAGGCUGUGGAGUAUUUCCAGGACAACAGCCCAGACAGCCCAGAGCUCAACAAAGUGAAGCUGCUGUUUGAGCGGGGGAAGGAGUCGCUGGAGUCCGAGUUCCGCAGCCUGAUGACCCGGCACAGCAAGGUCGUGUCCCCUGUGCUCAUCCUGGAUCUGAUCAGCGGUGAGGAUGACCUGGAGGUACAGGAGGAGGUGCCCCUAGAGCACCUGCCUGAGAGCGUGCUGCAGGACGUGAUCCGCAUCUCCCGCUGGCUGGUGGAAUAUGGCCGCAACCAAGACUUCAUGAACGUCUACUACCAGAUCCGCUCCAGCCAGCUGGACCGCUCCAUCAAAGGCCUGAAGGAGCAUUUCCGGAAGAGCAGUUCUUCGUCUGGGGUCCCCUACUCCCCUGCUGUCCCCAACAAGAGGAAGGACACACCUACCAAGAAGCCGGUCAAGCGGCCAGGGACGAUCCGUAAGGCUCAGAACCUUCUGAAACAGUAUUCCCAGCAUGGUCUAGAUGGGAAAAAGGGGGGCUCUAACCUCAUUCCUCUGGAAGGUCACGAGUAUGAUUUCCGAGUUAAGCACCUGUCCGAGGCCCUGAACGACAAGCACGGGCCACUGGCCGGGAGAGAUGACAUGCUGGACGUGGAGACCGACGCCUACAUUCACUGCGUCAGUGCCUUUGUCAAGCUGGCCCAGAGCGAGUACCAGCUGCUGACGGAUGUCAUCCCUGAGCACCAUCAGAAAAAGACCUUCGACUCUUUGAUACAGGAUGCCCUGGAUGGGCUGAUGUUUGAAGGGGAGAACAUUGUGACUGCUGCCCGGAAGGCCAUCAUCCGACACGAAUUCUCGGCUGUGCUCACCGUCUUCCCCAGCCUGCGGCACCUCAAGCAGACCAAGCCUGAGUUUGACCAGGUGCUCCAGGGGACUGCCGCCAGCACCAAGAACAAGCUGCCCAGCCUCAUCACCUCCAUGGAGACUGUUGGAGCCAAAGCGCUGGAGGACUUCGCUGACAACAUCAAGAACGACCCGGACAAGGAGUACAACAUGCCCAAGGAUGGCACUGUGCACGAGCUCACGAGCAACGCUAUCCUCUUCCUGCAGCAGCUCCUGGACUUCCAGGAGACGGCGGGCGCCAUGCUGGCCUCCCAAGAGACCAGUUCCUCAGCCACCAGCUACAGCUCCGAGUUCAGCAAGCGCCUCCUGAGCACCUACAUCUGUAAAGUCCUGGGCAACCUGCAGCUGAACUUGCUGAGCAAGUCCAAGGUGUACGAGGACCCGGCUCUGAGCGCCAUCUUCCUGCACAACAACUACAACUACAUCCUCAAGGCCCUGGAGAAGUCUGAGCUGAUCCAGCUGGUGGCCGUGACCCAGAAGACUGCCGAGCGCUCCUACCGCGAGCACAUCGAGCAGCAGAUCCAGACUUACCAGCGCAGUUGGUUAAAGGUGACUGACUACAUUGCUGAGAAGAAUCUACCUGUGUUCCAGCCCGGAGUCAAGCUUCGGGACAAGGAGCGGCAGGUGAUCAAGGAACGUUUUAAGGGCUUCAACGAUGGCCUGGAAGAAUUGUGCAAGAUACAGAAGGCCUGGGCUAUUCCCGACACGGAGCAGAGGGACAAGAUCCGCCAAGCCCAGAAAAACAUUGUUAAGGAGACCUACGGGGCCUUUCUGCACAGGUACGGCAGCGUGCCCUUCACCAAGAACCCUGAGAAGUACAUCAGGUACCGCGUGGAGCAGGUGGGCGACAUGAUCGAUCGCCUCUUCGACACCUCCGCCUGAGCCGCCGCCGCCCCUGCCUGCUCUGCCGGGCCAGCCGUGUUAGUGGACAGAUAAACCAGUGUUAACUUGCCUCUGG
Molecule: messenger RNA, 2265 nt
Organism: Mesoplodon densirostris (Blainville's beaked whale)
Lineage: Eukaryota; Metazoa; Chordata; Mammalia; Artiodactyla; Ziphiidae
Gene: EXOC7
Product: exocyst complex component 7
Exons: 20
Coding region: 66-2189 (707 amino acids)
Biological process (GO): exocytosis
Cellular component (GO): exocyst
Molecular function (GO): phosphatidylinositol-4,5-bisphosphate binding
Source: RefSeq, a predicted model, not a curated record